CGCAAUUUCGCCGCACAACUAGACUAGAGUUUAGACCAAAUUUUCGCAGUUUUCCCAGCCCAGUAUUUUCGAACAGCCGCACAGUCAUCGCUUUUGUGACGUGCUCACCUUGAAUUCAUCAGCAGGCAGCAAGAUAUUGACCCUGCACAUAGACACUCCCGGUCAUGAAAUUAGUAGCCGUUGCUAGUAGCCAUUUGACACACUCCAUUUAAACAUACCUAAAUCAAAAUAUUGACAUGUCUCGGCAUUUGGAAAACUUCUUUACCAACAGAGUACGGCGACAACUGCAAGUGGCUGAACAAAUGACCACCGCCGCCUCCACAUCGCAGCAUGCGACAUCGUCCUCCACAAUGAUGGCGGGCUCUGGAUCCUUGGCGACCUCGUCGUCCGCCGCUGCCCCCACAACCACGCCCAGCAGCUCGGCCGUUCGCGCCCUGGCCAUGGAGUACAAGUCGCUGCAGGAAGAGCCGGUGGAGGGAUUCCGCGUCAAGCUGAUCAACGACGACAAUCUGUUCGAAUGGGAGGUGGCAAUCUUCGGGCCACCGGACACCCUCUACCAGGGCGGCUACUUCAAGGCGCACAUGAAGUUCCCGCACGACUAUCCAUACUCACCGCCAUCCAUACGCUUCCUGACGAAGGUCUGGCAUCCGAAUGUUUACGAGAACGGUGAUCUGUGCAUAUCCAUACUACAUCCGCCGGUGGAUGAUCCGCAGAGUGGCGAGCUGCCCUGCGAACGCUGGAAUCCCACGCAGAAUGUGCGCACCAUCCUGCUGUCGGUCAUAUCGCUGCUCAAUGAGCCGAACACAUUCUCGCCGGCCAACGUGGACGCCUCGGUCAUGUACCGCCGAUGGCGGGACUCACAGGACAAUGAGUAUCCAAACAUCAUACGAAAACAGGCACUGGCCGCCAAUGCCGAGGCCAAGCGGGAGGGCAUUGUGGUUCCGAUGACCCUGGAGGACUACUGCCUGAAGCCCACGCGCAAGCCCACAACGGAGUCUGGCCUGGAUGCCAACUUCUACGAUGAUGAUUUCGAUCUGGAGACGGAGGAUGAUCUGCCAUCUGAUGAUGACUUCGAUGAGGACGACGACGAUGAUGAGGACGAGGAUGAAGAUGAGGACAGUGCCACGGCGCCGAUUAGCAAAAAUAAUGGAGGCAGCAGCAAGUGCAAGAACAACGGGCUGGUCAGAGAGGCGGCCGCCGCCGGAGCGGACGAUGCCGAAUCCGCUGAUGACAGCGGCAAGGGCGAGACCACAUAAUGCAGCCAGGCCAGGGUCGCGUCAUCUCUUCCUCCCACUCCUGCCCAGGGCGGCGAGCCACCGCCUUUUAAUUUCUCCAACAUUAUUACUAUUAUUAAUUCUAAUUAUACACGUUUCGAAACUAAACCGAACAACUGAGAAAACAAUUAUUUAACAAGUUUAUAUGUACCGAGGGUAGUUGAAACAAUGGUCCUACGCUGAUUUUAUCUACUCAAUUUUACUUUGAUAACUAAGAUGAUGAUCGUAUAAGCUACAGGUUAUAUGCAUGCGGGCUAACUCAAUUCCCAGCCUGUGGGCAAGCAAUUAAGAGUUCAGGGACUUCUCCAAAUCCAAACAUUUAUACGCAGAAGAAACACACAACACAGAAACAAGAAUAAAACCAAUAACACAAGAAACUCAAACAGAAACUGAUUAUCAAUAUACACAGCAUAUGUACUAGGUAUUUAAUAUUUAAAAAUAUACAUACACACAUUUUUAUGAGCGGAAACGAAAUACAAAUGUCCCAAUUCGCGCGACGCGGCAUCCUAUCGUACAUAAUGGACACAGCAUCAAGGUAAAGAACAGAAAAAAAAACCAUAUUAAACAAUCAAUGGAUUUCAAGAAUAAAAGCAAAUAUGGAAACAUAGCGAUUAAGCAAUUUUUAAGUGCAAAAUUGACAAAGUAAGUUUAAAACCAGCUAUUGCAAUAUGGAAACGAUGAAGCGCAUUGUUCAAACAGUAACAGAAUUGCAACAAAGAUAAAUAAGCCAAAUAAAAUUACUGAAAAAAAAAU
Molecule: messenger RNA, 2027 nt
Organism: Drosophila melanogaster (fruit fly)
Lineage: Eukaryota; Metazoa; Arthropoda; Insecta; Diptera; Drosophilidae
Exons: 2
Coding region: 303-1256 (317 amino acids)
Molecular function (GO): ubiquitin conjugating enzyme activity; ligase activity
Source: RefSeq, marked reviewed